ACUUCCCAGUACAUCUUCAACUCGAGGUUCAGCUCACCAGAGGCAGCUAGGGAGGGCGAGGAAGAGUGGAGAGAGGUAGAAACUAGGGCACUGUUAUCUGGCCCCUUUUUACCAAUCACCAGGCACAAGGCAGAGAAAGAGAAAGAAAGAGCCGUGGACAGGAGAGCAGGAAAGAAGAGAGGACGUCAGAGGUGUGGUGAAGCUGUAGACAAGACGAGGGAACCUCCGGAUCCAGCGCCAACGUCAGGGCCUGAAGACAAACAAGACAACGACGACCUUGACCGUCGUUCACAGGCUUUACAAUCACACACUCGUGCACUUGUUACUUGUGUCACACGCACGUGCAAACAUAGGCACUCACACACACACACACACACACACACACAUCAAGCAGUAACAUGUUUGAGGAGCAGGCAACCAAGGUGAAAAUCACAUCUGUGGUGAUCAUGGUGGGCAUGUCGUCGAUGCUGGCAGCGGUGGUGACUGACCACUGGGCCGUGCUCAGCCCACGGGUGGAGAAACUCAACGCCACCUGUGAGGCGGCCCACUUUGGCCUCUGGAGGCUUUGCAAGAAAAGCAUCUUUAUCGUGGAGGCGGACCCCCAGGGCAAAGGCUGUGGCCCCAUCAGCUUACCUGGAGCAAAAAACUGCUCCUACUUCAAACACUUUACAUCGGGGGAAGAAGCUGAAGUUUUUGAAGUCAAGACCCAGAAAGAGUACAACAUCUCAGCAGCAGCCAUCACCAUAUUCAGUCUGUUCUUCAUGAUCCUGGGCACCUUUUGCGUCAUUUUCUCUUUUGGAAAGGGGCGGGACUACCUGCUCCGGCCUGCUGGGAUGUUCUUCGCCUUUGCAGGUCUGUGCAUCAUCAUUUCCGUCGAGGUAAUGCGCCAGUCUGUCAAGCGCAUGAUUGACAGUGAUGAAACCAUCUGGAUUGAAUACUACUACUCCUGGUCGUUUACCUGCGCCUGUGCCUCCUUCACCCUGCUCAUCCUCAGCGGAGUCGCCCUGCUUCUCAUCUCUAUGCCCCACAUGCCACGCAACCCCUGGGAGACCUGCAUGGACGCUGAGCCCGACACAUUAGAUUAGCCACAGGUGAUGCAACAGACAUGUCUGAGGGCCUGGUUAAAAUAACAGAUAAUGCUUUGCAUCUUUUAGUUCUUUAACUGUCUGUCUCAUCCUCUAUAUUUAUCUUAACUCCAAGCAGUUUUCCAAAGCAUUACAUUUUUAGCCUGGUUUCCUACCUUCCACAUGUUCGAUGGUUUCAGUUUGUGUAAAAUAUUAACAUCAGCUUGGACAAACUUGUGUGUCAUAGGUAACCACCACAGCGUUCAUUUUGUCUUCCCAUCAUAAAGCAGUUGGAAGCAGGAAUUGUCCUGAAAGCACUUUCCUGUCAAGUCUUCAAAAGCUGAGGAAUAACUAAGUCAUAUCUGAGACUUAAGAGUCAUAUAACACUUUUUUUUAAUGAAUUUUUUUUCAUCAAACCGAAGCUAUUACCAUGUGGCACAUGUGUUCUUAUUGCUUGCCUUUAUCUACAUAUCUAUAUAUAAAUGGAACAUUUCUCAGUAGCAGACUUAAAUUUAAAAUGUUGGGGUUUUCUACAAGCUCUUGAAUAUAGCAACAAGGUGGAGCUGAUUGUAACCGAGUGUCCACUGGGACGAAUCACAUGUUUGAAGUUUUUAUGCAAAUUGUUUUUCAUAUUGAACUAUAAUUAAGUGCAACCAGUAGAUGCCUGGAAGCCAAGAGUCGUUUGGUAUAAAAUGUAAUAGUACAGUUUGUAGCAAAUGGGGUAAAAUAUGCAAACACAUGAAUUUCCCUUUAAUGUUUGACUAGAUAAGACUUGGGUCAGAGUAUUUGACUUAUAAAGUGUUAGAUUUAAGGGUUUUUACAGGUUAAUACAGUGCAAAGGAUGCCAUACUGUUGGAGAAUCAUGUUCAAAAAUAUAAUGUACCUGAUGGCAACAUCUGCAAUUAAUCAUACUAUGUCUGACACUAAUGAAAGUAAAAUUAUUGGCAGAUGCAGUUUUUUGCUGGAUUACAAUAAUAAAUAAACAGUAUGGCAUCAGAAAGGUUCCUUAAGACCUGUGAGAAAACACUGAACUACAGCUAAACAAGACAAAAAGAGUGAGUCGCUGCACUGUAAAGUGAAGUAAUGGGCUAUUGUUACUGCAGUCCUUAUUCCCCCAGGACUUUCUACAGUCGAUUUGUGCUAUUGACUGUCUAGAGAGAGACCACUUACUUGAUAUUCGCUUGUUGAUACUGAUCAAUGUUGAAACCCCCUGGUGAGUUUAGUCCAGGAGCUCUGAUCUAUAAUAGGCCUACUGUCCAUAGUAUUUGCUGAAACCCAGAGUUAUGUUUUAUAUGUUAGGAUAUGUACUCUGCUUUUAGUGGCCAUUUAAUAGAUGCUAAAACACCAGAAAUGUACAAAUUAAUUAAAUUAAAAAACUGACAAUUCACUAUACUCGUCCCUGAACAGUUGUCGUUUAGCAUAGCUUAGUAACAGUAAAGGUUUCACAGGUCUGUCAAGCUCAAGAUUUCACAAAAAGAUAGAAAAAAUGAUAAAAGAACAAAGCCAUUGCUGCCUGUGACCUGUUAGCUUUAGCUUUAGCCUUUCAGCUAAAUAUCACGUAGUGUAUGAAGCGCUUAACUGCAUAUUUGAGACCAUUUUACAUGGUUCUCCUUUUUUAACCGAAUCAUAAAAAUGUAAAAUGUCUGCUAUACUCUGUGUUGUAAGCCACCUUAAAUGAAUGAUGGUCAGUAGAAAUGAGUGGCCUACUUUUGUUUACUUUCUGACUGAAAUCAAGGAUUGGACCAUGUUUUGCUAUAUUCCAUUUUUGGGGGGGCAUAGAUGCCCAGAGCUACAAAUAAAGGCAACUUUUUCAUUUAAA
This is a messenger RNA of Monopterus albus (swamp eel), 2883 nucleotides long. RefSeq names its product calcium channel, voltage-dependent, gamma subunit 1b (gene cacng1b). Gene Ontology annotation, molecular function: calcium channel regulator activity; voltage-gated calcium channel activity. NCBI's taxonomy places the organism in Eukaryota, Metazoa, Chordata, Actinopteri, Synbranchiformes, Synbranchidae. The record is from RefSeq and is a predicted model, not a curated record. Gene Ontology annotation, biological process: calcium ion transmembrane transport; regulation of calcium ion transmembrane transport via high voltage-gated calcium channel. Bases 399 to 1085 code for a protein of 228 amino acids. The transcript has 4 exons. Gene Ontology annotation, cellular component: membrane; L-type voltage-gated calcium channel complex.